Molecule: messenger RNA, 1902 nt
Organism: Hipposideros armiger (great roundleaf bat)
Lineage: Eukaryota; Metazoa; Chordata; Mammalia; Chiroptera; Hipposideridae
Product: WD repeat-containing protein 76-like
Biological process (GO): regulation of DNA damage checkpoint
Cellular component (GO): nucleus
Molecular function (GO): DNA binding; protein binding
Source: RefSeq, a predicted model, not a curated record
AUGUCCGGGUCCUGCUCAGCUUCUGAGGAGACCGCGGGCUCCAGACAGCGACUCCAGAUGAAGGUGAAUGAAUAUAAAGAAAAUCAAAACAUCUCUUCUGUAUCUCUAAGACCAGUACAGAAUACAAUUUUAGAAAAAACAGUUAAGGUGUGUCUUGUCCCCUUUUCACUCCAUAAUUACAAGCCAGGCCAACUUAAGCUCCCCAAAUCCCUAUUAGAGAAGAAUUCUAACAAUGAAGUGGCAUGUAAGAAAUACAAGAAGACUGAAAUAAAGAAAACUUGCACAAGGAUUUCAACUUCAAAGAUGGAAGCCACUACAUCUUCCAAGGUAGAAUCCACUCUGCAAAAAUCAUCUGUAGAUGUUCACACAGAAAAUAACGAGCGACAACACAAGAGCACAUCUGAUACAGCGAUUCUCAGUGUUGAUAUGGAAAGCAGUCAGGAUGGAGACAGUGAUGAAGAUACCACAUCAGGCCCAGGGUUUUCAGGAUUGUCACCGUACGAAAGGAAGAGACUGAAGAACAUAUCAGAAAAUGCAAACUUUUUUGCUUCUCUUCAGCUGUCUGAGUCAGCUGCAAGGCUCCGUGAAAUGAUAGAGAAGAGACGGCCUCCUGAAUACAAAAGAAAAGAGCCUAAGAAGAAAGAAAAUGGGACUGGAUGUAGACAGUUAAUGAGAUUACUAAAUGUAGACCCUCCAGAAGUUUCAUUACCAGCAACCCCAACCACGCCAACAUUAGUAGCAGAGGAAAAUCCUCUGUUACCUCUCGGGCCUUUAGAAAUGACUCCCGAAAAUCGAGAUGACAACAGUGAACUAUUCAAAGACUUUCUACAGACCUGGGCUGAAGUGAGCAAGACAAGUAGUAAGAACGUUGAGAAGGAGUUAUCCAGUAUUAAAACCUACAAAGCCAAUUUAAGUGGCAUGGCCAUUAGUGAAGAUACUCCCUGUGAAGAUACUGUUUAUAAACUUAACAAAGGUGCAAUAUUCUCUAUGGCUUUCCACCCAUCAGAAAUGAAAACUUUGGUGGCAGCUGGGGCCAAAUCUGGGCAAGUUGGACUUUGGGAUCUGACUCACCAACCUAAAGAAAAUGGAGUUUAUGUUUUUCAACCCCAUAGAGGGGCAGUUGGCUGUCUUUACUUCUCACCUGCCAAUUCUGCUCACAUACUGUCACUGAGUUAUGAUGGCACAUUAUGCUGUGGAGAUUUUUCCAGGGCUGUUUUUGAGGAGGAAUAUAGAAAUGAAGAAAGUAGCCUUUCCUCCUUUGACUUCUUGGCAGAAGAUGUCUCAACUUUAAUAGUAGGACACUGGGAUGGAAGUAUGUCACUGGUGGGUAGACAGACACCUGGAACUUCUGAAAAACUUAUCAAUUCUUCUAUGAGAAAAAUAAGAACUGUCCAAGUCCACCCGGUGCAUAGACAAUAUUUUAUCACUGCAGGAUUGAGGAACAUUCAUAUUUAUGAUUCAAGGCGCCUGAAUCCUAGGGGAAGCCAGCCUUUGAUUUCUAUGACUGAACACACAAAGAGCAUUGUUUCUGCUUAUUUUUCACCUCUUACUGGUAACAGAAUAGUGACCACAUGUGCCGAUUGUAAGCUGAGAAUCUAUGACAGCAGCUGUAUAUCCUCUGAGAUUCCUCUCCUCACUACCAUCGGGUAUAACACCAUCACUGGGCAAUGGCUGACCAGGUUCUGAGCUGUGUGGGCCCCUAAUCAAGAAGACUGUAUCAUAAUUGGCAGCAUGGCCCAUCCAUGACAGGUGGAAAACUUCCACGAGACGGCAAAGCAGGUGCAUUCUUUUCUUGAUGGAGAAUACCUUGUCUCUGUGUGUUCCAUCAAUGCUAUGCACCCAACUCGGUAUAUUUUGGCUGGAGGUAAUUACAGUGAGACGAUACAUGUUUUUAUGAAUUAA